Molecule: messenger RNA, 1486 nt
Organism: Fulmarus glacialis (Northern fulmar)
Lineage: Eukaryota; Metazoa; Chordata; Aves; Procellariiformes; Procellariidae
Gene: TMCC2
Product: transmembrane and coiled-coil domain family 2
Biological process (GO): amyloid precursor protein metabolic process
Cellular component (GO): endomembrane system
Source: RefSeq, a predicted model, not a curated record
CUGGACAAGGGGGAUGUGACCGCGCUCAGCCUGCCCUCCACCGCCGGGCACAGCGACGCCGACGGCACCAUCUGCCUGGAUGUCCCCGAUGGCACCCCUGACCCUCACAGGACGAAAGCUGCCAUCGAGCACCUGCACCAGAAGAUCCUCAAGAUCACCGAGCAGAUCAAGAUCGAGCAGGAGGCUCGGGAUGACAACGUGGCCGAGUACCUGAAGCUGGCCAACAACGCGGACAAGCAGCAAGCCUCCCGCAUCAAGCAGGUUUUUGAGAAGAAGAACCAGAAGUCGGCGCAGACCAUCGCGCAGCUGCACAAGAAGCUGGAGCACUACCACAAGAAGCUGAAGGAGAUCGAGCAGAACGGCCCUUCCCGGCAGCCCAAGGAUGUCUUUCGGGACAUGCACCAGGGUCUCAAGGACGUGGGCGCCAACGUUCGCUCCAGCAUCAGCGGCUUCGGCGGCGGCGUGGUGGAGGGCGUCAAGGGAGGGCUCUCGGGUCUGUCCCAGGCCACCCACACCGCCGUGGUUUCCAAGCCCCGGGAGUUCGCCAGCCUUAUCCGGAACAAGUUCGGCAGCGCGGACAACAUUGCCCACCUGAAGGACACGCUGGAUGACGGGCACCCGGAGGAGGCUUCGCGGGCUCUCAGCGGCAGUGCCACCCUGGUCUCCAGCCCCAAGUACGGCAGCGACGACGAGUGCUCCAGUGCCACCUCCGGCUCGGCUGCUGGCAGCAACUCAGGGGCAGGACCGGCGGCUUACAGGCCCAACCCCCUGACCACCCACCCCAAUAACUUCGACACCAUCCUGGAGGAGCUCCGGGAGAUCAAGGACAGCCAGUCACACCUGGAGGACUCCAUGGAGGACCUCAAGGCCCAGCUGCAGCGGGAUUACACCUACAUGACACAGUGCUUGCAAGAAGAGCGAGGGAUGGUAGGGUAUGAGCGCCUGGAGGAGCAGCUGAACGACCUCACCGAGCUGCACCAGAACGAAAUGACCAACCUGAAGCAGGAGCUGGCCAGCAUGGAGGAGAAGGGGGCCUACCAGUCCUACGAGAGGGCACGGGACAUCCAGGAGGCGGUGGAGGCCUGCCUGACGAGGGCACUGCAGCAGCAGCAGCAGCAAGUGGUGCAGCUGGAAGGGGUGGAGAACGCCAACGCCCGGGCGCUGCUGGGCAAGUUCAUCAACGUCAUCCUGGCCCUGAUGGCCGUGCUGCUUGUCUUCGUCUCCACCAUCGCCAACUUCAUCACCCCGCUCAUGAAGACCCGCAUGCGCAUCCUCAGCACCGCCCUGCUCGUCCUCUUCCUCUUCUUCCUCUGGAAGCACUGGGACUCCAUCACCUACUUUCUGGAGCACAUCCUGCUCCCCAGCUGAUCCGCAGCCUGGGCGCUGAGGCCCUGGGGGCUUUCCAUUUCCCACAGAGGAGAGGGCCGGGGGGACGGUGGUCCAAAGCCUUCGGGUUGUUUCUUCACAUGCUCGGUUCAUGCUUUCC